Molecule: messenger RNA, 599 nt
Organism: Racocetra fulgida
Lineage: Eukaryota; Fungi; Glomeromycota; Glomeromycetes; Diversisporales; Gigasporaceae
Source: the annotation of a GenBank genome assembly
AUUACCAGCCUAUCUUGCAACGAAUUAGUAUUGACAAUCCACAAGAUGAAUCUGAUGAUGAGAAAGGUAUAAGUAUUAAAAAUAUGAACAAAAGUGAUGGGUUGACAGAACAAAAGAUAGAAAUAGGUGGAGAUGUAAGUGUGAUGAUUAGCAAAAAUAAAAAUAUCAGGAGUAGUGAUUCUAAUCAAGCUGGAUUAGAGAAAAAAAGUGCUGAAGAAAACAAUAUUAAAAGUAAUAAAGCAAUUGGUGAGAAAAAUGAUCAUAAGUUGGAUAACUUGGAAGUGGAAGUUGACCAAUUAUUGUUAGUUAUGAGGAACAGCAAUAGUGAAUUUGUAGAUGUCUGGUGUAGUAAUAGGACAUAUAAUAUCAGUUAUUGUGAUCAAGAAGAAUUGACUGGCGAUGAAAUUGGAGUCAAUAAAGAGAUUAGUUUGAUUGAUUUUAAUGAAUCUGAUCAGAUAGAUGAAAGAAAACCUAAAAGCAUAUUUGAUUUUAAAAUAGAUGUAGUUUUAGAAGAAGAGAAGAUAGUGGAAGAUCUGUUGAAAGUAUUGAGGGAUAAUGACUCUAAUGAAUUUGAUUGUGGUAUGGAUUUGUCUAAAUAG